Molecule: messenger RNA, 3203 nt
Organism: Corvus hawaiiensis (hawaiian crow)
Lineage: Eukaryota; Metazoa; Chordata; Aves; Passeriformes; Corvidae
Gene: TPX2
Product: TPX2 microtubule nucleation factor
Exons: 17
Coding region: 140-2386 (748 amino acids)
Biological process (GO): activation of protein kinase activity; regulation of mitotic spindle organization
Cellular component (GO): spindle; microtubule
Source: RefSeq, a predicted model, not a curated record
GGGCGUUGAUUGGUGGGUUCGGACGGCCGAGCCCUGUUUGAAAUCCGUUAACGGCGGCAGCAGAGCGGCCGCGCGGGGUGGCGGCGGCGCUGCCGAGUGGUGCAGGCAGAGGAUUCCUGGGGACAGUGUGGCUGUGAAGAUGUCUAAGCCAGAAUCCCGUUAUUCUUUUGAUGUCCCAAACAUCUGCAUCAACUUUGCAACUCUGAGUGAGGAUGAUGUAUACAAUGCAGACUCCUGGUUUGACCGAGAAGCCAAUCUGGAGAAUGUCCCUCCUGCAGAAAAUCUGGCAAAGGCCUCACACAGCAGCCCUGCUUUUUCAAAGCCUGAUGUUAUUCUGUCUUCUGUCCCAUCACAAGAAGUAGCAAUGAGUGAAAGCAAUGGUGAAGCAGAAUGUGCCCAGGCCAAAGCAGUCUCUCAGAAUAUUGUUGGGUCCCUGGCAACCUGGACAGCUGCUGCCCCUGCAGAGGCCCCUCAGAGAGCGGGCAGGAGACUGGCUACAAAGCAGGGGAAAACUCAGCAGCGCAAGCAGCCGGGCAGAAUCAAAGCAGAGAGAAUUGCUAAUGCCUCGGAUAAUAAGGAAGAGGUUCCACCCUUGAAGAAAAUGAGAAUUUCUGGCAGCAGAGAGAAGGUGACAGAAGCAUCCACAAAGACAGAGCCCCUGCAGGAUUCUGACCUCUCCCCAGGGAGAGGGAAAAGCAAACUGACCAUGCCCUCCACGCCAACAAUGUUGAAGAGGACCAAACGUUCUAGCAAGCAGAAGAGUACAGAGGAGCAGGAGCUGGAAAAGAUGCAGCAGUUGCAGCAGGAGGUUAUGGAGCUGCGGAAGAAGAAUGAGGAGUAUCUGAAAGCAGCUAUUGCUGGAGCAGGACAACCCAUGAAGAGACCUGCUGGUCAAGUAACGAAGCCAAUUGAUUUCCACUUCUGCACGGAGAAUAGAAUUAAACAGAAUGUGGAAAGCCAGCCUGGGAAUGAGUACAAGGAGCUGGAUUUUGCAGCAGUACUGAGGAAGCAUCCCCCUUCUCCGGUGCGAAUGCCGAAGGGGCCCACUGUCCCCAAACCUUUCAAUCUGUCCCAGGGAAACAAAAGAAAACUUGAAGAAGCCACAACAGAGUAUGUGUCCUUUGCUGAGCAGGUAGAAGCAUUCCAAAAACGCACACCCCCUCGUUACCAUUUGAGGAGCAGGAAAUCUGAGGAAGGCUCAGUUUCAGGAAAGCCGGUGAAGGCUCGGAUCACACACCCCAAAACACCAGUGCUCCGAACAAAGCACCGCUUGAGACCUGUCACCUGCAAAACUGCUGCAGAGUUAGAAGAGGAGGAGAUAGAGAAAAUUCAGCAGUACAAAUUCAAAGCACGAGAAGUCAAUCACAAAAUCUUUGAGAGUGGGCCGCUCCUGCCCAAGAAACCUGCUGUGAAGGAGCUCACCCAACCCAUCGGCUUUCAGCUGGAAAUAGAAAAAAGGAUUCAGGAGCGUGAGAGUAAGAAGCAGCAGGAGGAAGAGCGCUUCGAAUUCCAUUCCAGGCCAUGUCCCACAAAAAUCCUGGAGGAUGUUGUGGGUGUUCCAGAAAAGAAAGCACUUCCUGUUACAGUCCCCAAGUCUCCAGCCUUCACCUUGAAAAGCAGAACCCGUGUGUCUGGCAGAGAGGAAGAAAAGGAAAAAGAGGAGGUGGCUGUGAUCAAAGCUAAUCCUAUGCCACAUUAUGGAGUGCCCUUCAAACCCAAAAUGCCAGAGCAGAGGCACGUGGAAGUUUGCCCCUUCUCUUUCGACGCCCGGGACAGAGAGCGACAAAUACAAAAAGAGAAAAAAAUAGAAGAACUACAAAAGGAAGAGGUGCCAAAGUUCAAAGCACUGCCUCUGCCUUACUUUGACCAAGUUAAACUGCCAGAAAAGAAGGUCAAAACCCCAACUCAGCCUGAGCCAUUCCAUCUGCAGGUGGAUGAACGGGGAGCUGCCAAGCUCCAGAGCUGGAAACAGCAGCUUAAAGAAGACUUGAAAAGGCAGAAAGAGGCAGCCUGUUUUAAAGCUCGUCCCAACACAGUGAUGUACCAGGAGCCUUUUGUGCCCAAAAAGGAGCAUAAGAUGUUAUCAGAGAGCCUUUCUGGUUCUGUAGUUCCUGAAAGCUUUGAGCUGGCAACAGAAAGAAGAGCAAAAGAAAGGCAAGAAUUUGAAAAGCGAUUGGCAGACGCAGAAGCCUUAAGGGAGAGGUAUGAGGAGCAGAUCAGGCAGCAACAAGAGGAGCGUGAAAAGGAAGAAAUUGCUAAGCUAAGACAAGAAAUGGUUCACAAGGCAAACCCAAUACGCAAAUACCGCAGCCUGGAAGUGAAGCCCAGUGAUCAGCCACUGACUAUGCCAAAGUCUCCCAACUUCUCAGACAGAUUCCGGUGCUGAUGAUGUGAUAACAGGAGGGAGCAUCCCUCUCCAUUCCCUAGGUAGGAGAGAGGGAGCAGUUGUUUUUCCAUGGCUGCUCAGUCUGAACUCUUAUGUUUGGUUCUGUUGUUGUACUGAGUAGUUAAACUCCACCUGAGCCCAUGACAUCCCAGCAGUGCCUCCUGGCCUUGCUGCAUAUACAGACUGUGUUCUCUAGAGACUAAACUAAGUUUUGAUAUUGCAUAUGGAUAUUGUGUACCUAACUAAAUAAAAACUCCUAAUCUGCUCGCUGUCUCUGGCUAGUGGGCUGAAGCCCUUUCCUGCAGAAAAGUUUUCAUUAAAGGCUGACCGCACAGAUGUGUGCAUCUGGCAGAGCUGCCUUGUGUUUGUACACUAAGGACUAUUUUCAAGUGUCUGUUUUUUAGCCUUUUAGUCUGCAUUAAGCUUGAAUUGUGUUAAGUGAUGUGAGGUUCCUUCAAGCCAGCGUAGCGCGGGUCUGGCCUUUCUUGUUAAUGUUUAGAUGACCACAAAUAUAAAUCUUGCCCACGCUUUAAAGUAGUUCUCUGUGUCUAUUAGAGCAUUAAACCAUCUUGCUGUUUUAUAGCUGAAGUUAUUCUAUUUGGGGAACCAUUUAUCUGGCAAGUGACCUGCUGUAAGCUGCUGCCCCAGCUCCUGCCAGUGCAGGUCUUUUGGCUACAGAGCCAUCAGCAUCUCUGGCCAGUUUGGGCAGUGAGCAGAGCUAAAUAUAGCCCAAGUGCUCAAAUGUGUUAGAGGACAAAACUGCUGGCAUUGUGAAGAGUGGACACAUCUAGAUUAAAGUUUUAAUAAUUAUUUCUUA